UAGCGCUCCUCGCAGCCCCGCACCGCUCCGCCGGCCAUAUUGUGGGAAUAAGGCAGCUCCCGUGUUCUAUGUCACCGGCAAAUAACCCGGGCGUUCGAAAAAAGCCAAACCACCACCACCCACACCACCACCAAGCCCUCUCCAAACACUAAACUCCUUCAAAAUGAGCCCGGAAGCCUGGCUCCCGCAGCCCACCUUGUACCUCACUGGCCUCAGCUUGCUGCUCUCGCUGGCGCCCUCGGGACUGGGCAUGGAGGUGAUGGCUCCUGCCACCAUCAACGCCUUGAACGGCACCUCCGUGAAGCUCUCCUGCACCUUCAACUCCUGCUACAAGGUGGAGAACAAGCAGUUCUCCCUCAACUGGACGUACCAGGAGUGCAAGAACUGCUCUGAGGAGCUGUUCCUGCAGUUCCGGACAAAGAUCAUGAACAAGCAGCUGGACCGCUUCGGGAACCGCGUGGAGUUCACCGGGAACCCCACCAAGUACGACGUGUCCUUCACCCUCAACAACGUGCAGCUGGAGGACGAGGGCACCUACAACUGCUACGUCCUCAACCCCCCCGACCGGCAGCGGGGCCACGCCAGCAUCAGCCUCAAGGUGCUCACCAAAGAGCCCCCGAAGCGCGACUCGACGGUGGCCGUCAUCGUGGGCGCCUCGGUGGGCGGUUUCCUGGCUGUGGUCAUCCUCGUGCUGAUGGUGGUGAAAUGCGUGCGCCGGAAAAAGCAGCAGAGGCUGAACACGGACGACCAGAAGACAGAGGAGGAAGGGAAGACAGACGGCGAAGGCAACCCAGACGAGGGCACCAAGUAACGCCCCCUGCCCGCCCCCCUUCGCCCCUGUACAGCGUGACCCCCUUGAUGUGCUUCCCAGAGCAAGGAUUUCUGUCUCCCCCGAGCAUCCCUCCUUCCAUCGAAACGCCAACCCCGCCUGGAGCAGGGCACGGAGAGGAGAAGGUCCCCGGAGCCUGGCCGUGGCCGGGAGCGGGGCUGGCACUGCGCCUGGGCUGGGACCCGCUGGGCCCCGCUCCUGCUGGGCACGGUCUGGUGCCAGAGUGCUGCACGGGGCCGGGACGGGCGCUGGGGACAGUGUGACGUGGCAGAGGGAGGGACAGCGAGGUCCCUGCGCACAGAGGUGGUGGCAGGAGGAGCAGCAGGGGCUGGGUGUCCGCGCCCUGUCCCGCUGCACAAAGCCCCAGCGCUACGCCGCAGCCCCGAGGCGCUCCUGCUGUGCCCAGGGCUCGGACACCGACGUCCCCACCCCAAGGCAACCCCGAGAGGUGCCCGUUCCUGCAAGUCCUGUGUGAGGUGCCACGACCAGAAGCUCGUGCUCCUCGGGGCUGUCCCCACCUGCUCAGAAAGGCCAGAUGACGACCGCCAGCCCGGGCGUUUUUCCGAGCGUUGCUGGUUCUUGGAGCCGCUGAUGGCUCCGGGUGCGUAAUGGACGUCCCCUUCUGCCGCUCGGGCUAUAUUUGGGCCUCAGCAUCUCCGCCACAGAUGCUGGGCUGAUUCUUUUUUUGUGUGCGUGCUUGCUUCCUUCCUGGGGAGGGUGGCUCUAAUGGAAAGUCUUCUGCCAAUGUGCCAAACCGCGGCGGUGGGGAGCAGCGGCGUGCGGCUGCUGGGAGGAGGAGGAGGAGGAGGAGGAUGUGCAGGGCAGGAGGGGCGCAGCUGCGCGGCCCCAUGCAGGACAGCUCCGGCACCCCGAGCAGCUCUGAGAUCCCAAAACUUCCUCUCCCAGCCCCCCGAGGAGCCCCGCACGACUCGUAACUGCCAUGGCCACGCACUGCCAGCCUGCCCGGCCAGGGGGCCCCGCAGUGCCAGAUGCCUCCUGACUGGGGCCCCCCAAAACCCAUGGCCCAGCUCCUGCCCCGCCUGCAGCAGCUCCCUCCCAGGGGCUUUGGACAAGCCCCUGCCUCUCUGUGCCCGUGUCCGGUGGCCUCAGGAUGUGGCAGGGACCGGUGCCAGCUGGGGAGCGCACGCAGCGAGAGGAGCUGGAGGUGACCUGGGGACACGUCCCCUGCUGCACCAUGCCCAGGUGUUUCUUGUCCCACUGCAGGCAGGACACGCUGCUGCGUGGGGCAGGGCAGUGCGUGGGGCCCCAGGGGACCCUGUGCCCAGUCCCUUGUCCCCCCGAGAGCAGCACAGCUGGGAACAGGGGAGCAUUCCUCACACCUCCCUGCUCUGCCAUGUCCCCAGCCGAGUGCCAUCCCCACAGCUCCGCAAGCAAUGCCCCCAUGCCCUGGGGAUGCCGGGACACUAUGCGCGCCCUGCUCUGUCCCUGGUGCCCCCCGUGUCCCCUUGACCCCCCGGGGGCUGUGCUGCUGCCGUGCCCGUGCGCAGCAGGGAUGCGCCGCCUGCUGCCCGCUGUCCCGUGGCUUCCCCCCUCCCGCCAGCUCCCCUGCCUGGGGGGCAGAGCAGCGCUGCCUGCGCCCACACGCACACACCGCACCGCUUUCCUGCUCAGCCGCCAGCGGUUUUUGGGGCUGCCUCCGGCUCGAGGCCAGGCUGCGAGCGGCUCCUCGGGGCACAGCCGCCGUCCCCGCGGCCAAAGGUCUCCGACUGCCACGCGGCCGGUCCCGCGCCUUUCAUUUCGCUCACGCACUGUCCUUGGAUUGCAACUUGCCAAUGCAUCUGUAUGUACAUAGCUGUACACACCGGAGAGUCUCUGCAAAUAUAAAUGUACAGGAGGCGCCGUUACCGGCCAUGGCUGCACGUCUGGGCUUGCGCCUUCCCAUGUUUUGUUUUUGCCAAGCACUCUGCUGGUGGUGGUUCUGCCAAAGCCUGAUGUAGGAUGUUUUUAUUGCUCUUUGUACAGUUAAACGAACAAAAGAACAACAAAAUGCAAACUUUGCGC
Molecule: messenger RNA, 2851 nt
Organism: Cygnus olor (mute swan)
Lineage: Eukaryota; Metazoa; Chordata; Aves; Anseriformes; Anatidae
Gene: SCN2B
Product: sodium voltage-gated channel beta subunit 2
Exons: 4
Coding region: 164-811 (215 amino acids)
Cellular component (GO): membrane
Source: RefSeq, a predicted model, not a curated record